GGAACGGUGUACAUCAAAACGCCCUCCAUCAGUCUGAAUAUAUCCUUGCUUUCGGUUUCGUAUAGGAAGUUUUGAAGAACGAUGAGUGAUCAGAACCCCACGGAUGGCGCCAGCGAGCAAAUUCCGGACCCCCAAUUGGGAGGUCAAGUGGAGGCGCAAGUAGCUGCCCAAGCGGAUCCCCAGUUAAACUCGCAAGUGGAGGCUUCAUUGGAUUCACAAUUUGACCACCCAUUUGCCGCUCAGUUGGACCCACAGUUUAUGGACCAAGAGCAUCCUCAUUUCGAGCCCAAUUCCGUGGACUUAUCUAGUCAGCAGCAUUUUGAAGCGUUCCAAGCGUUAGACCAAUUGCUCAACGCGCCCUUACCCGAACAGGCCCAAACGCCGCUCCAGGAGACAACCGCAACCUUUCAGCCAAUCCAACAAGCCGAUCAGCUUGCACAGAAUGUAGCAAUUGUUCCAGCUAUUCCAAGCUCGACAGAUGAAGCUCUUAUACCAGAAGCUACACUGGAGGUUUCUCUCGUGCAUGAACCAGUACUGGUCGAACACCCAAACAAGGAAGUUCCAGUUGAGAACCAACAGAUUCUAGAACUCUCCCAGAGUGCAGAAACCCCAGAGACGGACGAGGCUCUGCAGGUUAAACCCGUUAUUCCAGAGAAUGCUCCAGAGUCAGUAGAUGUUAAGCCGGUGGAUUUUAAACCUGUGAAUGUUGAGCCAGUGGAUACCAAGCCGGUAGAUGAUCCAGUAACCGUUUCAGAGACUUCACCGCAGACCCAGGGUGACUUCCCGGCGACCAAGACUCUUUCCCCAGCGUCUCAAUCAGCUCUCAUUCCAGAGGUGGAGACGACUGUUCCACAAACUACCCUUUUUGAGACUGUGCCAAUGGAAAUUGACCCCCCACACGCCUCCCAAUCCACACUCAAUCCUGACGACGUGUCUGCCCUCUCGUCCUUUCUAGACUACCCCACCGCCGGCCUAACCUCGCUUCCCGCAAACUUGGUGGCUCAGAUGAUGUACAAGGUGCGUGAAGUGAGCAGCUUGCAGGCAGAGAAGAUGCAGCUUGAGGUUAGCCUCGAGACUGCAAGCCACCAGAGCCAGGGUAAGCUCUCUGCGAUCAGAAAACAGUACAUGGCCGCACAAAAGGAGCUCACACAGCAAAAGAAAACGCUUGCCACGCUAACUCUGGAGAAGGAGGGAUUACAGCUUUCCGCGCAUGCGCAGUCUGGUGAUGUGCAGAAAUGGCGGGCCGCGAGUCAGGCAGCAGACGCGAAGCUCGCAGACGUUUUGGUAUCCAAGCGCACCGCGUUGGACAUUUUGGCUGCGCGGGAGAACGACAUCCGCAUCUUCAAACUGGAAAUCGACACCUUGCGCGAGACCACCGCUGGCUUACGCCGUCAAUUGGUGGAGGUUGAGCAGGCUAAGGACGCUGUCACGGCCGAAAAGUUGAAAUUACAGUUUGCGGAAAAGACCACGGCCCAGGCGUUGGCUAGCUGCAAGAAGAGCUUGACGUGGUACGAAGAGGAGUUGACCUCCAAGUCUGCGGCGAUUCUCGCCGACAAGCGCCUGGCAAACACUACCAUUUCCGACUUGACCAGCAAGUUGGACAAGCAUGUGUUGGAGAACCAAACCUUGGCAAAUUCUAAGGCUUUGCUCGAGGAGCGACUCUCUGACACCGCCACGAAGCUUGACCAGACGUUGAUGCGUUUGAAAGCGGUGCAGGACGCGGAGGCUUCCGACAAGGAGAGCUUCUACCGUGAGAUGACCAGCAAGGACCGCUUGGUGGGACUCUACAAGAAGUCAUCCGAGGAUCGCAAGGCGCGCAUCGAUCAGUUAGAGGCGUCGUUGGCGAGCUUGCGUAGCGACGCGGCGGCGGAAACUUCCGAGCUACGCUCUUCGUACCAUGCCAAGGUGGAAGUAGUGGCCACGUUAGAGCAGAAGGUGCACCUGUUGGAGGAAACCCUCGAGACGUUGUCCGAAGGCUCGUCUGCUCCGCUAUUGUCGGCUGCUGCUAGGCAGACAGUCUCGAAGAUUGAGGGUGUUUCGCUUUCCCAGUUGUAUGCUGACUUUGGCUUAUUGAAGAAGCAGUUGACGCAGGAGCGCCGCCAGAAGGAGAAGUUGCAGCAGGAGAUUAAAGCUUUCGUGGCUGAGUUAGAGGCGCGUGCGCCGAUGGUGGAGUCCACCCGCGCGCGCGCGCAAUUGCUCGAACAGGAGCUCUCGCAAAUGAGCUACAUGUUGGAAACAGCCGAGCAAGGCCGCCUGGAAAGUGCGGCUGCAGCCAAGGCGAUGCUGGAUAACCUCCGCAACGCGCAACUCGAAAUAUCAUACUUGGGCAAGCAGAAGGCUGACUUGGCGCGUCAAGUGCAGUCGUUGUUGAUUCAGAUCACCGUCGGGAACGACAACGGGGGGCCGCUAACAGUUGCUGAAAAGGCUGCCAUCACCCAGCUCUUGAGCGGAAACAAGGCUGUAGCCGCAGAAUCUGACACCGACCGCUUAAUCAGCGAGCGUCUUGUCACGUUCACCAACAUUGCUGAGUUGCAGGUGCGUAACGAAGACUUGUUGAAGGUAACGCGCCAGUUGGGCGCCAAGUUGGAACAGCAGGAGCAGUCCCUCGGACAGGCGGAGGAGGUCGCUAUUAAUGAGGCCCGCGAGGCGAUUUUGACGUUGCAGGAGGACAUCGAAUCGCUUGGGAUCAAAUUGGACGCCGUCUCCCGCGAAAGGGACAUGUACAAGGAGAUGGCAGACGGUGAGCAGAAACGUUUGACCGGGCCGGUUCAGCAAGAAAACCAGUUGAUCGUAAGGGGCAACAAGGCAGACGAUACGUUGGUAGAGAUCCGUGCGGAAUCGCAACAAAAUGUUGACGCAUUAAACGCGCAGAUCACAAAGUUAUCGCGCGAUAACUCGGCUCUCUCAGUGAGUGUUGCGCGCGCAACAUCGACCGCAGAGUUGGCGGAGGAGCGCCUUGCGUCGUUACGCGAGUCGUUGCGCUACACGCAGCUGGAGCUUGACACGUUGAGGCGGUCUGCAUCCGCGAUGUCUGAGAACUUGGGUAAGCAGGAGGCCAAAACCCAGACGAUCACAGCGGAGCUCAUUGAAGCUACCCACACGUUGGACACGUUCCGCAGUGAGAAUGUCAACUUGAAGGCGGAGAAGUCGUUGUGGAAGACCAUCGAGAAGCGUCUCCACCAGGACCACGCGCAGUUGUUGGAGGAACGUAGCCAGUUGGCGCAGCGCGUCGCCAACCACCAGAGCUAUGCGGACGAUCGCGAACGCUUGGCCGGGGCGGCGCAGGCCCGUUUGGGCGCGCAAAUUCUGUCGAUGGAUGGCGAAUUGCAUCAUUUGCGCGCGCGCUUGCUGGAAAAAGAUGCCGAGAUCAAGCAGACGAUGGCGCAGAGCAGCGAUGCGGCCAAGGCGUACCAGCAGAGAAUCGACACCUUGACGAGCCAGGUGUCGCAGGCCCGGGAGGACUUGGUAGGGCAGAAGGCCGCUGUGGCGUCACUCACCACUCAGGUUACUGCACUUAGCACCACCGUCGACUCCUUGAACCAGAAGAUCAGAUUCUACGCUGCCGAAGACGACAACGCGUUGGUGGGCACCUUAGACGGUCUCAAGACGGAGCUAGCUGCGGCGAGGGCCGAUUUGGAGCUGGCCAACCAGCAGGCAGAAGAGUUCAAGCGUGUUGCGUCCGCUGCAGAAGACGCGUUGGCGUCAAUGAACGCCGCGUUUGACGAGUACAAGAUAGCCUCGCAGACCAAACACACCGAGGCGGCCACAGAGACCGAAUCGCUUCGUUCACAGGUAGAUACCUUAACUCUGGAGAUUUCCCACUUACAUUCCGAGGAGGCUGCGGCCGACCAGAGGGCUCAGCAGCUCACGGCAGAGAUUGGCACCUUACGGGCGCAGGUGGAAGCCAAUGAUACCGCGCGCACUGAGUAUGACAGGCGUGUGCGCUCUUUACAAGACGAUUUACAGACGCAAACGAAGGUCACUGCAGACGCCCAUACGAAUUACGAGCAGGAGCUCCAGAAGCACGCGGAGGUGGCCAAGACCGUGUCGUUGUUGCGUGCACAGGCGACCGAAUUGCAGACCAAGUGGCAAGAGGCCACGUCACAGGCGAAGCUGGCAACGCAGUCGUUACAGGCGGCGCAGCAGAGCUGGGAGACCCAGCGUCUCGCGUUGGAAGAGCAGUUGCGCACGGCGAGCGUUCGUGCGGAUGACCUCGCGAGCCAGAACCGCAUCUUGCACGUGCAGUUGGAGAAGGUCAAUACCCCGGAGGCUGGAUCGCGUUACGAGUCUGAAACAGGUGACUCAUCAAUCCAGGAUGUAGUUUCGUUCUUGCGCCGUGAGAAGGAAAGCUCCGACACUCAGUUGAGCAUUGCAACGGAUGAGCAGGCACGCUUGCGCGCCAAGUUGGACGCCACGACCAGCGAGUUGGAGAGUGUGCAGACGGAGUUGGCGCAAGCGCGCGCACGUGAUGCCAACGCGGAGAAACUCACGACGGAGCACCAGCACUUGCUCGAACAGAUCAACCAGAUGAACUUGUUGCGUGAGAGCAACACCACCUUGCGCGCGGAGUCGCAGCAGCGCUUAAAUCGUGUGGUGGAUUUGGAGGGCCAGGUGGCGGCGCUCAACGCGUCCUUGGACCCCUUGCAGGUGCAGGUUGUGCAGUUAAAGGCCGAGAUUGAAGUGAAGGACCAGCAGCUUCGAUUGGCCGAGGAGGAUAACCAGCGUUGGAAACAGAAGGCCCAGGAUGUGUUGCUCCGUAUCAACAAGAUCGAUCCUGAGGUGCACGCGGAGUUGAAAGAGAAGGUCGAGGUCUUGGGGAAGCAGGUAGAGGAGCUCACAACGCAGUUGGCCACUUCGAAGAAGGCCCUUGCGGAGGCCGAAGUUGCUGCGACGAACGGUGCAGCCCGUGUGGAGCGCAUGAAGGCAGAGUUCAUCCAGAAGCUCAAGCAAAACAAGGCCGACAGUGCUGCUGUGUUGGAGGCUAAGGAAAGGGAGCUCGCCGCGAAGAAGGCCGAGUUAGCUGAAGAGCAGAGUGCUAUUGCCAAGAUGAAGACAGAAGGCGAAAAAACGGACGUGGACGCAAAGUUGGUCGAGAUGCAAACCCAGCUCACUACAGCUCAGCAGCAGCUCGCGGAAGCAUCCACGAAGGACGAGUCCAUUCAGGAGUUAACCAGAGCGAGGGACGCCUUGCAGAAGACUCUUGACGACUUGGAGGCGGAUGUCGAAACGUUAAAGAAGUCGUUGAUUACAUCUGGGGAUGCCGAGGCUGGCGCUGGAAUCGACGCCCUCAGGGCUGAGUUUGAGAAGCAAAAGGCGGAGAUUGCUAACUCCUUUGAAGCCCAGAAGGUGGAGAUAACGAGAAACGCUGAGGCCCAAAAGGCGGAGCUUGUGCAGGCGUUGGAAUCGCAGAAAGCAGAGUUCGCUAAGGCGGAGCAGGAACUCAGAAAGGAGGUUGAGGCUAAACCACAGCACGCUUCCGGCACGGACGAGAUUCAACAACUUCAAAAGGAGUUGGAGGCGAAGCACGCGGCCGAGACUGAAACGCGCGUGAAGGCCGCCAUCGAGGAUACCAAGGCCCGUGUGCGUGCACCGGUUGAAGCUAAGGUCCAGGCUAUCGCCGAGAACCGCUUUUUGCGUUUCAAGAAGGAAGCCGAGGAAGAAGCGGCGAAGCGUGAAGCGGAGCACCAGAAGGAGCUCGAAGCAAAGUCCCAGCAGCAGGUGUCCGAGGCCCUUUCCAAGCUUGCCGAAGCCAGCACCGAGGAGCUCGUUCAGAAGCUCGUGGAGGAACAAAAAGCAGCUCUCGCCAGGUUGACGGAGGAGCACACAGCCAGUAUCAAGAAGGCGAGCGACGACGGUCGUGCCCUCGCCACCAGAAUGGCUGACAUGAAGAUGAAGCUCUUGCAAACCAAACUUGACAAGGCCCUUAAGGAGGUUGAAGUUUUGAAGGCCCCUGCCGCACGCGCGUCAGCUCUCCCGACUCGACCAACUGGUACUGUCCAGGCGGCCCAGGGAUCUCGCAUUCCGCAAAACACCGGCAGGCCGUUUUUGAACAAGCCCCAACGCGGUGGGUUCCAGGGCAAUUUGACCGGCAGAGUAGGUGCUGAUGGUGGGAAGCGGCCAGCCGACUUCAAGGCGGGUCCCCAAGCUAAGAAGCACAAGGACUAAGUGUAUUUUAUCAAGUGUAUAUUAAACUGUGUUAUGUUACGUGAA
Messenger RNA from Babjeviella inositovora NRRL Y-12698, 6210 nucleotides. RefSeq names its product Mlp1p (gene MLP1). Gene Ontology annotation, biological process: protein import into nucleus; mRNA export from nucleus. Gene Ontology annotation, cellular component: nuclear pore. NCBI's taxonomy places the organism in Eukaryota, Fungi, Ascomycota, Pichiomycetes, Serinales. Gene Ontology annotation, molecular function: structural constituent of nuclear pore. Bases 82 to 6165 code for a protein of 2027 amino acids. The transcript has a single exon. The record is from RefSeq and is a predicted model, not a curated record.